Messenger RNA from Parascedosporium putredinis, 3066 nucleotides. NCBI's taxonomy places the organism in Eukaryota, Fungi, Ascomycota, Sordariomycetes, Microascales, Microascaceae. The record is from the annotation of a GenBank genome assembly.
AUGGAUCGAGGUACAUCUCUGAAUCUUGAGGUACAGAUCAAGCAAUGUAUCAACGAAGAAUUCCCUCUACAUUACAAAAGCCUGCCGAAAAUCCCCUACGCGAUCCCCACUUUCGAUUCUACCUCAGACUUGGAGUCCCGCCUGAGCCUCGACACCGAUGUGCUCACCUUCGCCAUGAGCAAGGGCCUGGCACAGAAGGCAUCAAUCAACGUCAUCACGGAACCUGCUGCACAAGCCAAAGUGGAAAAACGCCCCAAACUCGGCCGGAGCAACACCGUUUCCGAACGGACCCGCAUGAAAUCGUCGUCGCCAUCGACUGAUGACCAGUUAUUGCAGGACGAGGAAGGCUCCGUGCCAAAGGCACCCCAGGAGCGAAUCCGUUCCAUGAGCCUCAUCUCUGCGUCUUCCCCAGCAGGCCAGAGGAUGUCCUGGGCCGCCGGCUCGCCCAUUGAGUCUCCUAGCUCUUCGCCGGAACCGGCGGACGAGCUAACCAUGACCCCGACUCUGACCCGGGACAAGGGUUCUCGCAAAGGCUAUUCUAGAUUCCCGAAGCCUUCAAGUAAAGACUCUGAAGAGGGACGCGGAAACGAGACUGCCCGAACGACGGCACGAGCCUUCAACCGAGCCAGCAUCUUCUUCACGGGAAAAAUGAAGCCACGGCCCGCACCUGUUCUUGGAAAGUUAUCGACAGCCUUGGACUCUGAUGAUAGUUGCGCCUCUUCCUCAAGUAGUAUUGCGGCGGCUACGAGAAACACCGACACGCCUACCUCGCAGUCAACCUCCGUUUCCGAUUUGAACUCGACGACAGAUGCAUCCUCGCUGGAAAACUCGGUCACCUUCGAACGGGACCCUCUCGUUUCUGUUUUCAAGAACCUGGAUCAGGAAGCCGCCAAAUUUGAAGCCAACGCAGCCCCCAUGUUCGAACGCAUGUAUGCGAUGAAAUCCGCGCUCCUCGUCUUCCUCCAUCAGUAUACAAACCAUGGCACCAUCAAGCAAUUACACACCGAAGACGUUGAGCGCCGUGCUGUCGUCCUCAACAGGUGGUGGAUCGCGCUUCUUGACCUUUUAGAGAGCUUGGGCCCUCACCCAACGCCCGGCGUUGACCGAGUCUCCCUGCUUGAGGCCCUGACACUGAUCAUGAUGCGACCCGAGUGGCGCCACUCGACAUCCGUUUUCCUGCCAUUGGGUGAUCGCUCACCUAGUGAGCGUGUAAGAGCGAGGUCCUCUACCCAAUCGUCGAAUUCUUCCGAUGUUUCGGCGGAAGCGGCUCUCUUGACGGAGUCGGCAGAGCACAACGUCCGAUCCAUGUUCGUGGCGAAUCUGGUUCACCAGAUGGACAUGGUUGUCCGAAAGAUGUCGCAGCGGCCCGCUCCAAUUGGCCUUGUCAACUUUUGCGGAAAGGCCUGCGCAUACGCCUUCUUUUUGCUCCAGGUACACGCGGCGAUCCAGGCUCUAGCCAUGACACCUCCCAUCUCCGAUGGCGUCCACGGCGUGGACGCCUCUGCAACUGCACUCCCCGGCCUCCCCGCCGACCUUUUCAAGAGCAUGUCGGAAAAUCGGCUCAUCGUCCUCCUCAAAGACAUUCUGUUCGAUACGAGCCCUGCGAUGGCGGGCCCGAGGCACACGUUUGCUGAGGCCUUCAUGGCCGAUAUGAAGGCAUCGGCGAAGAUGACGGCACAGUUUAACUAUAACGCUUGCCAUACGCUCUGCGAUUUUCUGGAAGAGGCGCUGCCCAUCUAUGACAGUGCCGAAGAGAAAGGCACAACCCUAUCCCAGUAUACCGAUUGGCCGUUUUGGCAGCGAGUUUGCAAGCUGAUCCUGGAGUCCCUCAACACCAUGUCGGAGAUGAAGGUGCUGUGCCUCAUCUAUACUAUCUGGGAUGCCGCGACGCGAACUCCCGAACGCAAGGAGGCACUCUGCGUCGAUUGGCUCCUCAGCGACGCUACCUUUUUCCGGCUGUUCAACCAUUGGUGCCCUAUGGUGAGAUCGUACUUCAUGAGGCUUCUCUGCUGGAGAGUCUGCCGAGACGAUGGCAGGGCAAGUGCGCUCGACAGGAAAAUUUUUGGGCUUGUCUCAGCUCGUCUCAGGAGCGUUUGGGCGACAUAUCUUUAUGUCAAACAGGAUGCCGAGCUCAAGGGGCGAUACCCGCCCUCAACGGCGCCCUGCUACCCAACUCCGGGCAAGAAGUUCAUGAUUAUCCGGAGCGAAGCCAACGCGAUAGCCACCAACUCUUUCGCCGGCUUUGACGCUACAGGCAAGCUGCCAAUUUCGGAUUUCCCUAUCAGCAACCUCGGCGCCGACGACGUUCUACAGUCCAAGCCAGAUGGAAAGAAGAGGUGGUCGCUCCUUGGGCUCAACAAGGUGCUCUCAUUCAAGAGUGAUUCCAAGUCGCCCUCGGAUGAGGAGGGGCCGGCGGUCACUGCCCUAGGUGAAAAAGUAGGAAGUGCUCCGCCGCCGCCGCCCAAGGGAGGUAAUAGUAGCGCAUCGUCUACCGGUAGCCGUACCCCGGACCCCCUUUCUCGCAGCGCUUCUCCCGAUCUCAAGUCCAGCGCCCAGUACGUCUUCAGAUUCGUUCUCAACUGGUACCCGCCCGCCGCUGUUCCGACUGUGAAUAGGGUCUUGGCCCGCCCUCGAAUCCCAUCACCCGCCCAGUCAUGGGAAUGCGACCCCACUGGAUGCUCGGGAGCGCAGCAAGAAUCGCGCACCCUCUCAUCUACCCUAGCGAGGAGUGGAAGCGGAGUGUCCCUGCCUUCGCUACGCCUAGACUUGGGUGAUGAUGAUGAGGGUCUCGGCCUUGACCUGGGUCUGGAUCGACCGGACAAGAGCGUGCCAGAAACCGUGCCAGAAAUUGCUUCUCCAGGCGGCGAGCCGGCUACCGAGCCCGUCAAGCCGACGGGCACUCAAGCUAGCACUGCGGCGUAUUCGGGGCGUGCUUUAGCGGAGUGGGGCAUCGUCGUAUUCGAGUGCAACAACUUUGUCGAGAGGCGGCGCGAGGAGGGCGUUCUGGGUCUCGCCGAAGUCGAAGUGCCUACACUCGCUCUUGAAGGAUACCGCCGUAUCGGUUGA